Molecule: messenger RNA, 6279 nt
Organism: Trematomus bernacchii (emerald rockcod)
Lineage: Eukaryota; Metazoa; Chordata; Actinopteri; Perciformes; Nototheniidae
Gene: zbtb46
Product: zinc finger and BTB domain containing 46
Exons: 8
Coding region: 1076-3685 (869 amino acids)
Biological process (GO): regulation of transcription by RNA polymerase II
Molecular function (GO): DNA-binding transcription factor activity, RNA polymerase II-specific; protein binding; RNA polymerase II cis-regulatory region sequence-specific DNA binding
Source: RefSeq, a predicted model, not a curated record
UGGGCCAGGUGCCUCCUGUGGCCUCCCCUACUCCAUUUCUCAUUUUUACCCUUCCUCUACUCCCUUUCUCAUUUCUACCCUCUCCCUGUUCUCUUUCUCAUUUGUAUCCUUCCCCCUGACCCUAGCUCAUAUUUAUACAUCCCCUUAAUCCAACCGUUAGCAACCGUUAGCAGCCAUUGAACGUGUUUUCCAGUUUUCUGCUGAAACAGAAACAAUUGUUGUUAAGAUAACUUUUUGCUUUUAGGUUCGAAUGUGAGAAGAACUUGGAUUAUUUGUAUUCUUUUUUCUGCACUGAAAAAGUGUGACUUUAUAAUCAGUGAUUAAAAUGGAGGGUUAUCAUUGUUUCUGGACACUUCAUCAUGAGCUCCCCUAAGUCAGUUCCCUUUUAUCAACAAUAGAGGUGAAGCCAAUCCAAAUGUGAACAGAAGUGAGUAGGUUCACAUCCCCUUUUCAGUGGUGAGGGGCAAAUUUCCCCAACGGCCUUGUUGAUGUGACUUCCAAUGUUGCAUCUGCACAUACAUCACCGAUGCAUACACACAUCCUCAUUGUUACUGUCUUUGUGUUCUCUUGUCGCCCUGUGAAUGCACACGGUGAGCUGGCAAUGUGCUUUUCACCUCAUCUCGUCCUGUCUAUUUUAUUUUUUCCCCACUCUUCCUCCUUUCAUCCAUUGUCAUUCUGUCUGCCUUUGUCUCUGGCUGGCUCUAUCUCUUGUCCUCUUCUUUUUUUUACUCACCCCGCACCCCUUCCUCUCUCCCUCCUGUCUUCUGUGCCACCCCCCUUCUCUCGUUUGUUUUCGUGUGCGCGCUGGUGUGUCACGAAGGGGGUGGCGGUUGAUUGUCGGUGGUUGGUGGUUUGGAUGGACACCUGAUACUGGCACUGCCUCACGAUGUGGGAAUGUGUGACUUCUUCAAAACUAGGUUUCCAAGCCAACAGGUGACAGUCACACGUCAAACCACAUUGGAGCAGACGUGGAUAGACUGACGGAUAAGAAGGAGGUAGAAAGGAUGACAGGAGAGGACAGGACAGAAAAGAGGAUCCAGACGUUUUGAGGAGAGGCUUUUGUUCAGCUAAACAGAUGAACAACAGAAAGGAGGACAUGGAGAUCUCCUCUCACUACCGUCAGCUCCUCAGAGAGCUCAAUGAGCAGAGGCAGCAUGGCAUCCUCUGCGACGCCUGUGUCAUUGUGGAGGGAAAGAUCUUCAAGGCCCACAAGAACGUCCUUCUGGCCUCCUCACGCUACUUCAAGACUCUUUACUGCCAGGUUAAAAAAGGGGCAGACCCUCACCUCCAGACUACUGUCACUCACCUGGACAUUGUCACUGCGACAGGCUUCAAAGCCAUACUGGACUUCAUGUACUCUGCGCACCUCGCCCUCACCAGUAAGAACGUGAUCGAGGUCAUGUCAGCCGCCAGCUACCUGCAGAUGACGGACAUCGUCCAGGCCUGCCACAGCUUCAUCAAGGCGGCGCUGGACAUCAGCAUCCGCUCUGAGAUGGCCGACGAACUGACCGACUUUGAGAUGGGAGCUGUGGCUGCUGCCGGCAUAGGUGGAGGAGGAGAAGGAGGAGGAGGAAGAGGAGGAGGAGGAGGAGUGGGUUUAGCAGGAGCAGGGGGUGGUGCAGGAGCAGGUUUAGGAGGAGGAGGAGGAGGAGGGGGAGGAGGAGGAGGUGGAGGAAUCGUGGGCAUGGCUUCAGAAGCCCUGGCCUCCAUCAUGUCUGGUCGCAGCACCUCCCCUUGGCUCGUGCGCCGCACCAGUCCGGCCAACUCUUCUGGGGACUCAGCCAUCGCCAGCUGCCACGAGGGAGGCAGCACGUAUGGCAAGGAGGACCAAGAACCCCCUAAGAGCCAUGAGAGCCAGGAGGAAGCCUGCCACGACUCCCAGCCCGCCUGGCCACACGACUACAGGCCUGUCACCGUCAAAGAGGAACAGGUGUCCCCCGCCUCCUCCUCACAUCCCCGGGACACUCCUAGAGGGGCCGCUCAGAGCCAGGGGGAGGCUGGGGCUGGAGGGGCUGCUGGAGGAGCUGGAGAGGGGUCCUGGCAACCCCUCUCAGGGUCAGGGCGCAGGAAGAACAGGAAGAACAAGGACACUGUCAGGCAUAUUACCCAGCAGGCUGAGAGGAACUGGGACAGAGAGCGAGACAGGGAGAGGGAACGGGACAGUAGGCCUGGGUCUCCCCUGCCCUCCAUGCUGGCUGUGGCCGGAUGGAACUACAACGGACAGGAAAUCCCAGGGGCAGACGUGACCGAACCCAACAGCUCAGACAGCCGCGGCGAACGCCUCGACUUCUUCCUCAAACAGGAAGAGCCUCUCACCACAGAGCCCAGCUACCUGGGUCCCCACGAAUCAGAGGAGCCCGGGGGAGGAGGCGGGGGCGGAACAAUGUCGUCUGUAGCCAAUCUGAAGGCGGCGCUGAUGAGUAAGAACAGCCUGUUGUCUCUGCGGGCUGAGAUGAUGGGAGAUGAUAACCCCUUACUGUUCGAGUACCUGCCCAAAGGAGCACACUCCCUGUCUUGGCUCCGCUCCAACAACUACUGCAGCACGCUCCGGCCAGGGGCCAUGGGGGCCACUAUUCAUAACAAACAGGGGGCUGGCUCCUCUCCUCCUCCUACUCUUCCUCUUCUUCCUACUCAUCUUCCACCAUCACCACCACCACCACCACUACCGCCGUCAUCAUCAACUCACUACCCACCCACUCCACCCACGCCACUGCACCCCUCUGAGCCUCGGCCCCUGGAGGCCCCCGGGCAGCGGGCCGGGGCACCCCCGCUGCACUCAGAAGGGUCGGACAUGGAAGUGGAGGAGGCCCCCAAGGGCCCGGAGCCCUACACACUGCCUGAGGAGGGUGUUGAAGACAAAGAAGACAUGACACAGUUCAGCACAGCCUUGGAAGGUGACCAGUCUCCGGUGGAGAGGGAUCAGAUGGGCGGUGAGAGCUGUGCUGGGCGGUUGACUGUUCCUGCAUCAGUAACCGUGGCUGGCAGAGGGGCUAAAGGGCUGACGGUGCUGGGCGGAGAGGCUGGGUCAGGGAAAAUGGUCCUGCCAGAGCCCGGUGCCUGGCCCUCUCAGGGGUUCGCCUGCUCCCUGUGCAAACGGCUGUUGAGCAGCCUGGAGCAUCUGAGGGAACACGAGUACCGCCACACCCUGUCUCUGAUGGCCUUGUCUCUGGACUGGCCAAACAUGCAGGGUCCGCACCACCAACCUACUCAGCUCCGUCACCAUCCACAAUCCCAGCCUCUUCACUUCUUCCAGUCUCUCUACCGCCCCACAGUGGCCGAGCCCACGUCGGCCCGCUACCUUUGCUCCCAGUGCCCCGCAAGCUUCACCCUCAAAUCAAACGCAGACAGACACGAGAAGACCAUCCACUUCAAGAAGAAGCUGAUGCAGUGUUUGUACUGUAUGAAACACUUCAGAGACCGCACCGACCUGCACAGGCAUCUGUCCUCCGUGCACUCCAAAGAAAGAGGGCACACCUGCCCCGCCUGUGCCAAGGCUUUUAGCACCCAGAAAAACCUGGCGACACAUGUUAAAGUGUGCUGCCAGAUGGGGUCAAUGCCAGGAGCUCUGCUGGGAGGCAGCACUGGGAUGGAGAUGACUCAGGGUGGGGUUAUAGAUUCCCUGUGGAGGUUUUCUCAUGAGAGGAAAGUUGACAAUCAUGAUCUCAGUAUCAAUGUGGAAAAUUGAGGCAGACUUUGUGCACUCAUUUAUACCCAUCAGUUAGCAGCGUAUCGUCACGUGUUUACGUUCACGCCAAGAUGCUCUGUGGCGCAAUUGCACUAAGAAAGAAAACGUGAACACAUCAUCUUAGGGACACCUUUUUUAAAUUGUGUUUCUUUUGUUAAAUAUUGUUUAUAUAUGUCAAUACUUUUUUAACUAGAAUUCAGAGCUUACGUCAACAAUGGACAAUUGCUAUGCAAAGCUGAGCUGUUUAAUGAACUGACAGUUUCUUAGUUAUCUUUGGGUUUUUGAAAGGUUUCAGUUUGCACUGAUUGGACAAAAACAGGUGAAUAACUUUUGGUUGCGUUGCCGAGUGGGUCGAGGGGGGUGGGGUCUUUCCGUCUCACCAACCUAAAGCACUUGUCUGGCUCUCUGUCGCCAGUCACCAGUCUGACUAAACUCUUCUCUCCUUUUUAGGCAGAGAGAUCUUUAUCUGUGUGUCCACCCCUGCACUAUGGGCACAAAGACACUCAGGCUGUACUUUGGCUCACAACCCACACAACCACACCACCUGCAGGAACUUUGUACAAUUGCAGCAUGAGAGCAGAAUAAAGACACAAAUUAGAUUAUGUCCAAGGCCAGUGAUAGCUCAAAAAUGGCUUAAAACGAAAUGGAUGGUGGUUACUUUUCUUCAAACUGAAACUCAAAGAAAAAAUCACGAAGUAAUUGUAUCACCAUCCCCACUGGACACGUAGAGUCUCGUCUUCAGUUAUCCCUCUGACAUGAUUAGCUUCAGUCAUUGCUGUCAGAUAGGUGCAGAUGGAGGGGAUGUGCCCAACGAGACAAAGCGUGCUAAAACAAUAAAGCAGUAGCAGCUCAGAUGGGGGUUGGGCGGUGUCAUUUUCUCUCUCUCUGUCCUUCUCCUCCGUCCCAUAUCUGUAAGUCCUCUGUUGGCCAGAGCUGGACAGUAAUUGGUCCUUCAUGGCUCUGUCCCCUCUUGACCCCUGACCUCUUCAUCUGAAGAGGAAGUAGGGUCAGAGGGGCAGAUGCCCCUUAAACCAGAUGAGCGUCGUGAUGCCACUGCUGCGGACAGAUAAUGGUUUGGUUGUGAGACAAGUGGCUUAAACGCAGGAGAGGAAUAUACUGUGGAUGGUGAAGACAGUAACGCAGAGGGUGUUAUAGAGCUGCAGGAUAUUGGAAUCAGCAUGAACACUGGCUUCAAAAUCAUCGCUAAUGUAAAUUCACACCAAUUUCUGCCAAAAUGUUCUCAGCAGGCCUGUAACUAUAAACCAAUAUAUUUCCCUGAUACCAAAUGAUAACGCUCUUUUGUGAGUAUCCAAAUGGAAGACAUCCACCUGUGUGUCCUUCUAAUAGUCUACAGUCGCUCCACUGUCAUUUCUGUGGGCUCAGUAAAGGAAGAACAGGUGGGGAAUAUGCUGUUGUGUAAACAUACACACCAAGUACUCCCAAAUGCCAAAUCCUUUCUGAUACGACACCCCAGGUAGGGUGUCCUAGCCAGCAGACACCGACUGGCAGGCUCAGAGAAGUCAGGAACUGAUCAGGAACUCUGCAGAGACAGCCAGUCAGAAGAAAUGGCAAAUACUGUAAAGGCUGUUGUGUGGCUCGUUCUGUAAAUGUGUUGUAAAUACUGAAAGGUAUUUUACUCCAGAUUAUACUUUAUUUUCCUUGGAAAAAAAACACAUUUUGUACAGAGAUAGGACAUUUUUAAUAAUCCUGCUUGUAGUUUUGAUGCUGUAAUUAAACUGUGAUGCAAAAUGAAAUGAAAACCUCUCCGUAGUUCUUUAUCUUUUAUCCGUGCCGUGCAUAUCAUUCACACAAUCAUAAAUAUUCCUUUCUUUUCAUUUUAACUCACCGCUCAGCAGAAUAUUUUCUGAAUAAGAUGUCCGUAUCAGUUGUGCAUUUGAUGUGUGCUUGCAUGUUUUUGUGCUGUUGAGUGUUUAAUCAGGGCAGAAGUCGAUUUGCAGAUUGAGGUAAUUAUAUUGUAUCACUUUAAGCCUAAAACCCUAAACUGCGUGUGUGACCCCACCUUUCUGUACAGUAGUUAUGUUGUGUUGUGCGUGAGUAGCCCGACGUCCAGUCCUGAUCUCUCAUGGUCAUACACUGUAUGCCUUGACUGCAAAGCUUUUCACACACACAAUCUGCCCUUCACCUGGCUUAACCAUUUGAGUCUAGACCUUAAGAUGAUUGGCUUUCCACACCUCUACACAAGAUUGUGACAAGUUAUUAACAUUAGUUUUCUUUUCAUUUCAUUGCUAAAGCAUCUCUUUGUGUGUGUGAUUUUAUUUCCUAGCCCCCAGGCCUCUUGUCAUUGUCUGUGUUUGUCUUUCUGUCUGUGUAUUGCUGUCCAUAGCAGAGACCCUCUAGAGCAACUAAAGCAGACUGACUGUUGUGUGUCGUGUUUAUAGUAUCUCUUCGCCUUUAUUGCUUUAGUAUGGAGGAAGAGCUGUUGCCAGGGCAACUGUAGCUUUGACUGGGAUUGGGGUGACCAUGGGAAUUGAUGGUACAUUUCUAGACCUUGGCGCUAAUUAAAUGUAAUAACUGAAAAGUAACGUCUUGGUUUAUUUAAAAGAGCUUCAUUGAACACUAAUCCUUUUUUGUAU